Elephantulus edwardii (Cape elephant shrew) is the source of this 8169-nucleotide messenger RNA. It is a transcript of the gene LRBA, whose product is annotated as LPS-responsive vesicle trafficking, beach and anchor containing. Gene Ontology annotation, cellular component: cytosol; membrane. The record is from RefSeq and is a predicted model, not a curated record. The coding region runs from base 1 to 8169 and encodes 2722 amino acids. Lineage: Eukaryota; Metazoa; Chordata; Mammalia; Macroscelidea; Macroscelididae. Gene Ontology annotation, molecular function: protein kinase binding. The transcript is spliced from 54 exons. Gene Ontology annotation, biological process: intracellular protein localization.
AUGGCUAGUGAAGAUAACCGUGUCCCUUCCCCGCCACCAACAGGUGAUGACGGGGGAGGUGGAGGCAAAGGAGAAGAAACCCUUACUGAAGCCUUAGCCCUGAAGCCAGGGAUCCCUAUCAGAGGCAUCCGAAUGAAAUUUGCCGUGCUGACCGGGUUGGUAGAAGUCGGAGAGGUGUCCAAUAGGGACAUUGUAGAAACGGUCUUUAAUCUGCUUGUAGGAGGACAGUUUGAUUUAGAAAUGAAUUUCAUUAUCCAAGAAGGCGAGAGUAUCAUCUGUAUGGUGGACCUACUGGAAAAAUGUGACAUUACUUGCCAAGCCGAAGUCUGGAGCAUGUUUACAGCCAUUUUGAAGAAAAGCAUACGAAAUCUUCAAGUCUGCACUGAAGUAGGCCUUGUUGAAAAAGUACUUGGGAAAAUUGAAAAAGUUGACAGUAUGAUAGCAGAUCUUUUAGUUGACAUGUUGGGAGUGCUGGCUAGUUACAAUUUGACAGUUCGUGAACUAAAGCUGUUCUUCAGUAAACUUCAAGGAGAUAAAGGACAAUGGCCUCCACAUGCUGGGAAAUUGCUGUCUGUGCUAAAACAUAUGCCUCAGAAGUAUGGCCCUGAUGCCUUUUUCAACUUUCCUGGAAAGAGUGCUGCAGCUAUUGCAUUACCUCCUAUAGCCAAAUGGCCCUACCAGAAUGGUUUUACAUUUCAUACCUGGCUUCGAAUGGAUCCUGUAAAUAAUAUUAAUGUGGAUAAAGAUAAGCCUUAUUUAUACUGUUUCAGAACCAGCAAAGGUCUUGGUUAUUCUGCUCAUUUUGUUGGAGGCUGUUUGAUUAUAACUUCAAUAAAAUCAAAAGGAAAAGGCUUUCAACAUUGUGUGAAAUUUGAUUUCAAGCCCCAAAAGUGGUAUAUGGUAACUAUAGUGCACAUUUAUAACCGAUGGAAAAACAGUGAACUUCGAUGUUAUGUGAAUGGCGAACUAGCUUCCUAUGGAGAGAUAACAUGGUUUGUUAACACCAGUGAUACAUUUGACAAGUGCUUCCUGGGUUCGUCAGAAACAGCAGAUGCCAAUAGAGUGUUCUGUGGUCAGAUGACUGCAGUUUACCUUUUUAGUGAAGCUCUAAAUGCAGCUCAAAUAUUUGCAAUUUAUCAGUUGGGCCUGGGAUACAAGGGUACAUUUAAAUUCAAAGCAGAAAGUGACCUCUUCCUUGCUGACCACCACAAACUUUUAUUGUAUGAUGGCAAACUUUCCAGUGCUAUUGCUUUUACCUACAAUCCACGGGCUACCGAUGCUCAGCUAUGCCUUGAAUCAUCCCCUAAGGAUAACCCUUCAAUAUUUGUUCAUUCACCACAUGCCCUCAUGCUCCAGGACGUGAAGGCAGUUUUAACACAUUCUAUCCAAAGCGCUAUGCAUUCUAUUGGAGGAGUACAAGUGCUUUUCCCACUUUUUGCACAAUUGGAUUAUAGACAAUAUUUGUCUGAUGAGAUUGAUUUAACUGUAUGUUCAACCUUGCUGGCUUUUAUCAUGGAGUUAUUGAAGAACUCUAUUGCCAUGCAGGAGCAGAUGCUUGCCUGUAAGGGCUUCUUGGUAAUAGGAUAUAGUCUUGAAAAGUCUUCCAAAUCCCAUGUCAGCAGAGCAGUUCUUGAACUCUGCCUUGCAUUUUCAAAGUAUCUUAGUAAUCUUCAGAAUGGCAUGCCCCUCCUGAAGCAAUUGUGUGAUCAUAUUCUUCUUAACCCAGCAAUAUGGAUUCAUACCCCAGCUAAGGUCCAGUUAACACUCUACACUUAUCUGUCCACGGAAUUCAUUGGUACGGUUAACAUCUACAAUGCUAUUCGGAGAGUUGGAACGGUUCUUCUCAUCACACAUACACUGAAGUAUUACUACUGGGCAGUGAAUCCUCAGGAUCGAAGUGGUAUCACUCCAAAAGGAUUGGAUGGACCACGACCUAAUGAAAAGGAAAUACUUUCAUUACGAGCAUUCUUAUUGAUGUUCAUUAAACAGUUAGUGACAAAGGAUUCUGGAGUAAAGGAAGAUGAGCUACAGGCCAUUCUUAAUUAUUUGCUCACUAUGCAUGAGGAUGACAAUCUAAUGGAUGUCCUACAGCUGCUGGUUGCAUUGAUGUCUGAGCAUCCUAAUUCUAUGAUUCCUGCUUUUGACCAAAGUAAUGGAUUGCGGGUUAUCUAUAAACUUCUGGCAUCUAAAAGUGAAGGAAUCCGAGUACAAGCUCUCAAGGCAAUGGGCUAUUUUUUAAAACACUUGUCUCCAAAGAGAAAAGCUGAAGUCAUGCUUGGCCAUGGGUUAUUUUCCUUGCUGGCUGAAAGACUCAUGCUUCAGACAAAUUUAAUCACUAUGACCACAUAUAAUGUCUUAUUUGAGAUUCUUAUAGAACAAAUUUGCACUCAGGUGAUACAUAAACAACAUCCAGAUCCAGAUUCUUCAGUAAAGAUACAGAAUCCUCAGAUACUAAAAGUAAUCGCGACACUGCUUCGAAAUACUCCCCAGUGUCCUGAAAGCAUGGAGGUUCGCAGAGCCUUCCUUUCUGAUAUGAUUAAACUUUUUAAUAACAGUAGAGAAAACAGGAGGAGCUUACUACAGUGUUCUGUAUGGCAAGAAUGGAUGCUUUCUCUCUGCUAUUUUAAUCCCAAGAAUUCUGAUGAACAAAAGAUAACAGAAAUGGUAUAUACCAUAUUCAGAAUCCUACUCUACCAUGCAGUUAAAUAUGAAUGGGGUGGUUGGCGUGUAUGGGUUGACACUCUAUCAAUCACACAUUCAAAGGUCACUUUUGAACUACACAAAGAAAAUCUUGCCAAUGUAUUCAGGGAACAUCGAGAUAAAGUUGGUGAAGAAAUAGGGCCUUGUUCUUCAAGUCCUGUACCCCCAGUGCUUGAUGUUAGCAGAGAUGUUAAUGUUGUUGAAGGGGCCCAGCAAUCAAAUACUGAAGAUUCUCCAUCAUCCUCCAAUAUCAUCAGAAAUGAUGAUGAAAAAUCAAGUAUUGAGAAGGAAUAUUUGGUAGACUCUGCAUGCAACAUUGAACCAGAAACACAUAAUGCAUAUAAUGAAGAAAGAAAAACUGGCCAAGAAAAUCAGGAUUUACUAGACGAAAUCAACUUAGAAGAAACAUUGACAAAUGAGAAUAUGAAUACAGACGAUUUAGACGUAUCUUCUGUGUUAACAGAACCUUUGACUGUUUCCUCUAGUUCUUUUAAAACAACUAGCAAAGAUAUUAUGACCACAAGUGAAGCAACUGCUUCCUUAAGUUCUCCUUCUGAAGAAGAUGCCUCAGAGGUUCCAGAAUUAUUGGAUAAGUCCAUAGUAGAGGAAGAUGAUGAAGAUUAUGUGGAAUUAAAGGUAGAAAAUAGUCCUCCUGAAGAAACCACUCUUUCUACUGAACUCCAAAGAAAUAGUUUGUCUGUAGCUGCAACGAAAGCAAGUGAAAUAUUGGAGUUGACCAAUAGUAACUGCAAAGAAGAAGACCCAUUUACUAAAGAGCCAACUGAUGCUGAAACUCAAGAUUUUAAAGAUUCAGGAAUCUUGACUAUGACAGCGUCAGGAUCAUCAGCUACCUCACCAGAAGCCACUGCUUCCCAGAUAACCGAACAAUCAGACAUUGGUCAUAUCUUAGAAGAAGAGAAAGAAACAACUCGUUUUGUUAGAGAAACCAGAUUAAUUAAGGAUUGUGCUGGUAACAGCCUAGACUCUCCUGCUACUGAGCAGAAGAUUGCCAAGUUGGAUGUUUCCAGCAUUGCUACAGAUACUGAGAAACUUGAAUUAAAGGCCAGUACAAACAUGGACGUAUCUCAACCUCAACGGCCAGGACUUGAGAUGUCCAGACGACAGGAGCAACCCGGGCCAGCUGUAGCUCCCGAUGUAACUAAUGAACAAAGGAGGGAUUCCAGAUCAACUAUGUUUCGUAUUCCUGAAUUCAAGUGGUCUCAAAUGCAUCAACGUUUGCUCACAGAUCUAUUAUUUUCAAUUGAAACAGAUAUACAAAUGUGGAGAAGCCAUUCAACGAAGACAGUUAUGGACUUCGUGAAUAGCAGUGAUAAUGUCAUCUUUGUACACAACACAAUUCAUCUAAUCUCUCAAGUGAUGGACAACAUGGUCAUGGCCUGUGGGGGUAUACUUCCAUUGCUUUCAGCUGCUACAUCAGCUACACAUGAACUGGAGAAUAUUGAGCCUACUCAGGGCCUUUCAAUAGAAGCCUCUGUGGCAUUUUUGCAGAGGUUAAUCAGUCUUGUGGAUGUACUCAUUUUUGCAAGUUCUCUUGGCUUUACUGAAAUUGAAGCUGAAAAAAACAUGUCAUCUGGAGGAAUUUUACGGCAGUGUCUCCGACUGGUGUGUGCAGUGGCAGUAAGGAAUUGCUUAGAGUGUCAGCAGCAUCUACAACUGAAAACGAAGGGAAACACAGCAAAAGGCCAGAAGACUCUAUAUAGCCUGAUUCCCCUGGUGAAGUCUGCAUCAAAGGGUCCAAUGGAUAUUGCAACUGCUGGUAUAUCUCCAGUAAGAGAUCUUGACAGGCUUUUACAAGACAUGGAUAUUAAUCGGCUUAGAGCAGUUGUAUUCAGAGAUAUAGAGGAUAGCAAACAAGCUCAAUUCUUAGCCUUGGCAGUUGUAUACUUUAUUUCUGUUCUGAUGGUUUCAAAGUAUAGAGACAUUUUGGAACCUCAAAAUGAAAGACGGAGCCAGUCAUUUAAGGAAACCGACAAUGAAAGUGGCAGCACAUCACUUCCUGAUACGGAUACACCAGCAACAUUUAGUUCUUUGCCUUCGACAUCAGUGGAAGAAUCAGAAAACACAACAGCUACACGAAAGAAAGACUCAGGCACUGGAGAAGAAACAGCUAUUGGAGAAGCAAACAAUGUGAACACAGUUCUCCGUACAGUACCUUCUCAUACAGCACCUCCAGCAGUUAGUGCAGGACCUGAUGCCGUCAGUGAAGUGCUGUCCACUCUUUCAUUAGAAGUCAAUAAGUCUCAGGAAACCAAAAGUGAUGGAGGAAGAGAGUUGGAUAACAAAGAAGGAUCAUCAGUUUCCGUUUCAAAAAAUGUCAACGUGAAGGACAUUCUUCGAAGCUUGGUUAAUAUACCAGCAGAUGGAGUCUCAGUGGAUCCUGCACUUCUGCCACCAGCCUGUCUUGGAGCUCUUGGUGAUCUAUCUGUUGAACAACCUAUGCAGUUCAGGUCUUUUGACAGAAGUGUUGUCAUUGCAACAAAAAAAUCAGCAGUUUCACCUUCUACAUCAGGUACAAAUGUACCAUCCAGUGCUGUCAGCGUGGUUUCUUCAGUGGAUUCAGUCCAACCCCCAGAUGUUGGAGGGGAGUCACCUGGUAGUAGAUCAUCUCAAGCAAGAUUGCCUUCGGUUCCAACAGUAGGUUCAGUUCCACAAGAUGCAGUUUCAAAUAUGAGUAUUACAGACAGACUUGAGCAUGCUUUGGAAAAAGCAGCACCUCUUCUGCGAGAGAUUUUUGUGGAUUUUGCACCUUUUCUUUCCCGUACACUUUUGGGUAGCCAUGGACAAGAACUGCUUAUAGAGGGGACAAGUCUGGUUUGCAUGAAGUCAAGUAGUUCAGUUGUGGAAUUGGUGAUGCUGCUGUGUUCUCAGGAGUGGCAGAAUUCUAUUCAGAAGAAUGCAGGCCUUGCAUUUAUUGAACUUGUCAAUGAAGGAAGAUUACUUAGCCAAACAAUGAAGGAUCAUCUUGUAAGGGUAGCAAAUGAAGCUGAAUUCAUCCUGAGCAGACAGAGAGCUGAGGAUAUUCACAGACAUGCAGAAUUCGAGUCACUGUGUGCCCAGUAUUCUGCGGACAAACGAGAAGAUGAGAAAAUGUGUGAUCAUUUGAUCAGAGCAGCUAAAUAUCGAGACCAUGUGACAGCAACUCAACUAAUCCAGAAAAUUAUCAACAUUCUCACAGACAAGCAUGGAGCCUGGGGAAAUUCUACAGUGAGUCGUCCUCGUGAGUUCUGGCGCCUUGACUACUGGGAAGAUGACUUGCGGCGCCGGCGACGAUUUGUGCGUAACCCUCUAGGAUCGACACAUCCUGAAGCGACACUAAAAACAGCCGUGGAACAUGCUGCGGAUGAAGAUAUCCUUGCUAAAGGAAAACAGUCCAUCAAGAGUCAGGCUUUAGGAAAUCAGAACUCAGAAAACGAGAUCCUCCUGGAAGGUGACGAUGAUACUCUGUCAUCCGUGGAUGAGAAAGAUUUAGAGAAUCUCACUGGUCCUGUUAGCCUGAGCACACCAGCUCAGCUUGUGGCCCCCUCUGUUGUAGUAAAGGGCACUCUUUCUGUUACCUCCUCUGAGCUCUAUUUUGAGGUAGAUGAAGAGGAUCCAAACUUCAAGAAAAUCGACCCUAAGAUCCUGGCAUACACAGAAGGGCUGCAUGGAAAAUGGUUGUUCACAGAGAUACGAUCAAUCUUCUCUCGUCGUUAUCUUUUGCAAAAUACAGCCCUGGAGAUCUUUAUGGCAAACAGAGUUGCUGUGAUGUUCAACUUCCCAGAUUCUUCAACUGUAAAGAAAGUAGUUAACUAUCUACCUCGUGUUGGUAUUGGAACCAGCUUUGGAUUACCUCAAACCAGGCGCAUCUCAUUAGCUAGCCCACGUCAACUUUUUAAAGCUUCUAAUAUGACUCAGCGAUGGCAACACAGGGAGAUUUCAAAUUUCGAGUACUUGAUGUUUCUCAACACUAUAGCAGGACGAAGUUACAAUGACUUAAAUCAAUAUCCCGUGUUUCCCUGGGUAAUAACUAAUUAUGAAUCAGAAGAACUAGAUCUUACUCUGCCAAGCAACUUCAGAGAUUUAUCCAAGCCAAUUGGUGCUUUGAAUCCAAAAAGAGCAGCAUUCUUUGCAGAAAGAUAUGAAUCCUGGGAAGAUGAUCAGGUUCCAAAGUUCCAUUACGGUACUCAUUAUUCAACUGCAAGCUUUGUUCUUGCCUGGUUGCUGAGAAUAGAACCUUUUACAACUUACUUCCUAAAUUUGCAAGGAGGGAAAUUUGAUCAUGCAGAUAGAACUUUUUCAUCAGUUUCCAGAGCUUGGAGAAACAGUCAACGUGAUACAUCUGAUAUCAAGGAAUUGAUCCCUGAAUUUUAUUAUCUUCCUGAGAUGUUUGUCAACUUCAAUGGUUAUAAUCUUGGAGUGAUGGAUGAUGGGACAGUAGUGUCUGAUGUUGAACUUCCUCCUUGGGCCAAAACCUCAGAAGAAUUUGUUCGCAUAAACAGAUUGGCCUUGGAGAGUGAAUUUGUUUCCUGCCAGCUUCACCAAUGGAUCGAUCUCAUUUUUGGCUAUAAGCAGCAAGGACCAGAGGCUGUCCGGGCCCUCAAUGUGUUCUAUUAUCUGACCUACGAAGGAGCUGUCAAUUUGAAUUCAAUAACUGAUCCUGUACUGAGAGAGGCUGUUGAAGCUCAAAUCCGAAGUUUUGGACAGACGCCGUCUCAGCUGCUUAUAGAGCCCCAUCCUCCCAGAGGUUCUGCCAUGCAAGCGAGUCCCUUGAUGUUCACAGACCAAGCCCAGCAGGAUGUUAUCAUGGUCCUAAAGUUCCCUUCCAACUCCCCUGUCACUCACGUGGCAGCCAACACCCAACCUGGUUUGGCAACUCCUGCUGUGAUCACAGUCACUGCUAAUAGACUGUUUGCCGUGAACAAAUGGCACAACCUUCCUGCUCAUCAAGGUGCUGUACAAGACCAGCCAUACCAGCUGCCAGUGGAAAUCGAUCCUCUCAUAGCCAGCAAUACAGGAACACACAGGAGGCAAAUCACCGACCUUUUGGACCAAAGCAUUCAAGUCCAUUCCCAGUGCUUUGUCAUCACUUCAGACAACCGUUACAUUCUGGUCUGUGGCUUCUGGGAUAAGAGUUUCCGAGUCUAUUCUACAGACACAGGAAAAUUGAUCCAAGUAGUAUUUGGCCACUGGGAUGUUGUCACUUGCCUCACCCGUUCUGAGUCAUACAUUGGGGGAAAUUGCUACAUUCUCUCAGGAUCACGUGAUGCAACCCUUCUCCUGUGGUACUGGAAUGGAAAAAGCAGUGGGAUUGGAGAUAACCCAGGCAAAUUCAGCAAGUCGGGUUUUGAAGCCAGCAUACUAGCAGUGUUCAAGUUCAGGUGCAUCAUUUCCGGCAUGGCCUCCGGCAGCAUCGUCCUCUUCUACAACGAUUUUAACCGGUGGCAUCAUGAAUACCAGACGCGCUACUGA